Arabidopsis arenosa is the source of this 401-nucleotide messenger RNA. The record is from the annotation of a GenBank genome assembly. Lineage: Eukaryota; Viridiplantae; Streptophyta; Magnoliopsida; Brassicales; Brassicaceae.
CAAGCAACCAAACAAAAAAAGAGAGAUUUAAGACAAAAGAAAGAGAAAAAAAGAAGAUAUGGCAGGACUCAUCAACAAGAUCGGAGAUGCACUCCACAUUGGAGGAGGCAACAAGGAAGGUGAGCACAAGAAGGAAGAGGAACACAAGAAACACGUCGACGAGCACAAGAGUGGUGAGCACAAAGAAGGUAUUGUUGACAAGAUCAAAGACAAGAUCCACGGUGGUGAAGGCAAAAGCCACGACGGAGAAGGCAAAAGCCACGAUGGUGAGAAGAAAAAGAAGAAGGACAAGAAGGAGAAGAAACAUCAUGAUGAUGGUCACCACAGCAGCAGCAGUGACAGCGACAGCGACUAAGGUGAAGAAGUGAGGAGGUUCGCUUAAAUAAAACAGAUCUGGUUCU